CCGGAGGAACGCGGCGACCGGGAGCACGGGCUGUACAGCCUGCACCGCAUGUUCGACAUCGUGGGCACGCACCUGACGCACCGCGACGUGCGCGUCCUCUCCUUCCUCUUCGUGGACGUCAUCGACGAUUACGAGAGAGGGAUGAUCCGCAGCGGCCGGGACUUCUUGCUGGCGCUGGAGCGGCAGGGCUGCGACGAAACCAACUUCCGCCAGGUCCUGCAGUUGCUGCGGAUCAUCACGCGCCACGACCUGCUGCCCUACGUCACCCUCAAGAGGCGACGGGCUGGGAAAUGCUCCUUUCUGCCCAAAACACCCCAGGGCCGCGCUGCCAUCAGCUUCGGGGGCAACCCGCUUGUCCCCUUGGGGCUGCGACAGUUUGGGGAGGUGCCCGAUGCCCUCCCCGGGCUGGCGCUGCCGGUCCUGCGGCAC
Molecule: messenger RNA, 429 nt
Organism: Pterocles gutturalis (yellow-throated sandgrouse)
Lineage: Eukaryota; Metazoa; Chordata; Aves; Pterocliformes; Pteroclidae
Product: death effector domain-containing protein-like
Exons: 2
Biological process (GO): regulation of apoptotic process
Molecular function (GO): protein binding
Source: RefSeq, a predicted model, not a curated record